CAAACAUCUAAAUAUGUUACUCCUCUUAUAUACAGGGCUGUUAGAUUAAUCGGUCAUAGACUCAUAGCGAGGCGGGUUGAUCCAUCAAAAAGUCAUCAACGGACGGAUUUGAGUGUCGGAUAUUUUUUUCUGUGCUACGUGAAAAAUCGAACCUCAGUAUCUGGAAAACUCCCAUUGCCUCAGUAGUUCGGCUAUAUUUGAUCUGCCGGCGAGCCAGUCCGCUUCUUCUGUGCCCUACUCCACUUUGCUUCUCUCUCCCAACCAUGGAGAACUACCGAUCCUCUUCCAAGGGCGACGAAGCCGACGACCAGCGCUGGGGCUCACCUCUCAAUCGCACGCCUUCCCCUCGAUUCCCGGAAUCAGUCCCGCGGCCGCCUGUCGGCCUCGCCUCCCCACCUCAAUCAGUCGACGCGGAAGCAUCCGAACCUAAUCACGACGUCGUCCAUUCUUCGAUCCUCCAAACUCCCCUGCACGCUGUCGCCUUGGCCGUCGCAGACGAACUGCCUCCCUCCUCCACCUCCUCCUCCGACGACGACGAUAACGGUUCUGCUCGGAAAAAGCAGAGAUCUUUGUCCUCCUUCGUGUCUCCCUCUCCGGCCUCCGCUCCCUCCACCGCUUACCCGCUCCCGCCGCCGCCUUCUGGGACCGCCGCGGUGAAGAAACCUAAGAAGAAGGGCAACAAUGUGUGGACGAAAUCCACGUCGCGAAAGGGCAAGAAGAAGGGGAAAUCUGGCAGUACUCACCACGGUGCUGCGGCCGAGGAAACUGUCGUGAUGACCCCGAUGCCCCGGUUUACCGACAGGACUGAUGACACUCCCGACGCCGCGAUCUGCCUCUCGAGGGUGUACAAAGCGGAGAAGGUGGAGCUUAGCGAGGACCGGUUGGCGGCAGGCAGUACAAAGGGGUACCGCAUGGUGAGGGCGACAAGGGGCGUGCAGGAGGGCGCCUGGUACUUCGAGAUUAAAAUCGUUAGGCUUGGCGAGACGGGGCACACUAGGCUUGGGUGGACGACAGAUAAAGGGGACCUGCAGGCUCCUGUGGGUUACGACGGGAAUAGCUUUGGGUACAGGGACAUAGAUGGCUGUAAGAUACACAAGGCCCUGCGGGAGAAGUAUGGAGAUGAGGGGUAUUGCGAAGGGGAUGUAAUUGGGUUCUAUAUUAAUCUUCCGGAUGGAACUUCCUAUGCACCAAAGCCACCUCAUUUGAUCUGGUACAAGGGGCAAAGGUACUUCUACUCUGCUGAUGGGAAAGAUGACCCUGCCAAAGUUGUGCCAGGGAGUGAAAUGUCAUUCUUCAAGAAUGGGGUUUGUCAAGGUGUAGCUUUCACUAACCUUUUUGGAGGCCGAUAUUACCCUGCUGCCUCAAUGUACACACUUCCUAACCAGCCUAACUGUGAAGUUCGAUUCAACUUUGGGCCAGACUUCAAUAAAUUCCCACAAGAUUUUGGUGGCCGUGCAAUUCCACGUCCAAUGAGUGAGGUUGCUUACCAUGGACUUGAUUGCAAGGUUGAAGGCGUGGAAAAUGGCUUCUCAGAGAAAACAAGUUAAGUGUAUUUUUUUCUUCACUUCCACCAAAUGUAAGUUUAUGAUUUUGGUGACAAAACCAUGAUGAAUGGUUAUGAGGCCUGAUUGUGCUGCUAUUACUGACUCCUAAUCGUUUAUUCCUGGAUUAUUUUGUGGUCUGGCAUUGCUGUAAGCUGUUCCAUGAAUACUGAGCUGUUUGACCCAGAGUGAUCAGCAAACAUCAACCUCCCUGAUAGUACAAAGGUCUUGACAUCUGCUACAAUCCAGUGGGCGACUGAUUUGGAGAUGCAUUGGCCUUGUCUAGUUGAUUUUUUGCAAUGAGUUCAGAUCCAACUCAAAGCUUAAUUAAAACAAGGGUGUUUUUACUUGCCAUUUCGUUUCCCUUUCAGUUUCAUUGCAGAGAUAGGAGAUAGUCAUAUGCAUAGUAAAAUCUGUUGCAAAGGGAACUAGAUAGAGUUUAACUCCAGAUAGAAAUGUGUUUUGAGUUUAACUCCAGAUAGAAAUGUGUUUUGGCUCUCAUUAUCAUAAUGUCGUGUGUUCUGUGUGGAUCAAUGUGCUUUUUCUCUCACUGAUACAAUCUUUCAAUUUUCUUGGCAUAUCUUGUGAUAUCGAGUGUUCUGUUAGCAACUUUGCAUUCAGUUUUGAAGGGUGUUAUUUCAGCUGUUCA
This is a messenger RNA of Zingiber officinale, 2190 nucleotides long. Its product is annotated as protein TRAUCO-like. The record is from RefSeq and is a predicted model, not a curated record. Bases 264 to 1547 code for a protein of 427 amino acids. The transcript is spliced from 2 exons. Gene Ontology annotation, molecular function: transcription cis-regulatory region binding; protein binding. Gene Ontology annotation, cellular component: Set1C/COMPASS complex. NCBI's taxonomy places the organism in Eukaryota, Viridiplantae, Streptophyta, Magnoliopsida, Zingiberales, Zingiberaceae.